Messenger RNA from Linum trigynum, 3701 nucleotides. NCBI's taxonomy places the organism in Eukaryota, Viridiplantae, Streptophyta, Magnoliopsida, Malpighiales, Linaceae. The record is from the annotation of a GenBank genome assembly.
GUUCGAGUCUCAUCUCUCGUGUUUUAGGCCGAUUUCACGCUAGGUUGUUCGUGUUUGUGAUAUUUCAAGUCCUAGUACGUGAAGGAAGGUUCGGGCACGAGUUCGGGGUCGAUUGGAUGAAGUUGGAACGAUUGACAGGAAGCUGGGAAACACAGCCGUGUGGAAGCUCUUUUGCGCGGGCAAACCACACUGGUCGUGUAAAGGACCCUUUGUGGCCGUAUGGAAAUCCCUGAGACCUUCAAACGGGCAGGCCGAGAUUCUACACGGGCGUGCAGUUUUGGCCGUGUAGUGUGCAUGAAGGCACAUAAGUGAAACGUGGCGUUUUACACCUCCACACGGGCAGCUGGGAAUUCUACACGGCCGUGUAGUCGCGGAAUUCUGGGUUUUAACCCAAUUUCGGGUCUUUUGAGGGGGUAUCGAUUUUCAGAGCUAGAAACAGAGUCCUAAAGAGAGAAAGUGCGAAGAACACACCCUAGAGGUGAUUUUGGACUGGGUUUCAUCAAUCAAAUUUGGAUUUUAUCCUUGGAGUGAAGAUUAUAAUCCCAAAGCAGAUUCUUCCCAUCUUGAUGAGUAUGACUGCCUUGUUUUCUGUUUUCCUCUCUCUCUCCCUCUGUACGGAGUAGAACCCCCUCUCGCUUGGGUAUGAAGAACCCUAGUUCCAUGUGUUAGGGAUAUCGUUUGUAAUGAUGUUUGGAUUGUGAUACUACUUGAUUAUAAUCGAUUGAAGUGUUUUGGUUGAGUCAAUUGAAGUCUGAUCAUCUUUUAUUGAUUUCUACUACAACCUGAGAUAGAUAGAAUCUGUUUAGGUUGUUAGAGCUUCUUCAAUCGGUAGUAGUGAAUCAAUUAUACGAAAGUUAGUCGAUUCACUGCUUUGUACUGUAAUCCAAUUCCAGUAGUGGAGUUUUGUGUUUAUUGCCUCAGCAGUCUAUCCCGAUGAAGGCUAGUCGCCUGCUGGUUAGUCUAUCUGAGAGGACUUGGUCAGCUUAAGAGAUUCCAAGCUACUGUCGGAUUUUCCGCAGUUUAAUCAACAGUAAAUCAACCAAAGGUAAUUACAACUUUGACCUAACUAAGGAGAUAGGUGGACUCAUUCCCGAGUGACUCUUCCCCUGCUUAAGAACUUCGAACCGUUUCCUGCUUUCUUACUACUUUAGCUAAAAUCACAUUCACUCAACUUAAUUUGCUAGAUAAUAGAUAAUCACGGAGUAGGCAAUAGAUCUAGACCCCAGGUUGAUAAAUAGAACUUGCCACUAUUCUGCAUUUCCGGACUGCGACUACACUUGGUCGCAGUUUGGUGUUGUGUUUUAGUGUGUCAAGUUUUUGGCGUCGUUGCUGGGGAACUCUAAGUUAUUGUGGAAACGUGAAAGUUUGUUACUCUAGCUUUUUCUUUACUGCAUUCUCUCUCUUCCACCUUUGUGCCUUCACGGGUUGUGUUUGCAUUCUGUGUGCAGGUAGUGCAUGACCUGUAGCCAGUCAGGAGACUUACUGCCAUUAGAUCAAGAGCUUGAAAGAACCUGUAGGAACUUCAAGCAAGCUCUAAAGGCGUGACUGGCUGCGGAGGAGGCUCUAGCACAGUUGCAGAUCAACUAGGAGGAAGACAUGGGUGAGCCGCAAAACAACGAUGUGGUUGCCAGUGGUGCGAAAGCUCCCAUCACACUGUAGAAGACUGUCAGGCGAUGAGGGAGUCGACUACACCCCAGGAGCAGUUGGACUUCAUCGGCAAUGCCAGGCGUUUUGACCCCUAUAACAAAACUUACAAUGAGGGGUGGCGCCAGCAUCCCAACUUCUUCUGGAGUGGGACUAAUCCUAGACCACCAGUCUCCUACAGACCGCCAGGCUUCCAGCAGCAAUAGCCUCUUUACCCGCCCAGACAGGGGCCAGUUCCUCCUCAGUCACAGAUGCGACCAUUUCAGCAGUCAGGUGCAGCCCCCCAGCCCCUGUACAGAGUGAUUCGAUGUAAUUGGCGUCCUAAACGUCGUCGUGCGGUCCGUUCCCACUAUCUGAGGAGAGGGUAACCACAGGAGCGCUGCGAGGCUGUUAGCUUUCUGACUCGGAAAAAUUAAAGUCGCCAAGGUUGUCAUCAACCGUCAAAGAUGCCCCCCCCCCCCGCGCAUAGCUAUUGAAGCGCCAGUGUCGGCCAGAGGGUCCAUGCCUACUCCUAAAAGACCAUAAUUAAGACCGUCUAAUUUCUCCCUGCAAUAGUGUUCUCAAGGCCGCACACUAAAUCUAUGUUCUCCAAAUCCCAUUAUAGGUCGGACACGCUAAAAGGGGAAUAAAGAUAGAGCAUAACUUAGGCGAUCUGCCUGGUUCUAGAAGAUGGACAGCUGGACCCCCGCCGGUCUUGGGCGAAGAGCGCAGAAGACUCGCGCAUGCGCUGGAGGUUCGAACCUCAUCAGAAGGGGUAGUGGCAGGAAUGUCGAUGGAGAGAUUCUUGUUCUGGCUAUCAGAAAGAGUGGUGCUCUGAGAGUCGAUCGUCAUUUUGGAUCUUUGUUGUUUCUUCUUCGCUCGUUUUUUAGAGUGUUUAAUCCUAUCGAGAUAGGUUACUUGCUCCGCUGAAAGAGGGGGAUGACUUCGCAUAUAGGAAAAAAAGGUGAACUUGCAGCGAGCAAUUUUGGGAGGAUUUUGGGAAAGAUCAGAGAAAACGAUAAGAAAAAAGAAGUAAAGAAGAAGGGUAAAUAGUGGAUAUAUAUAUAUAUACGGAGGAGGGCAGUGACAUGAUGGUUGGGUGACUGAGGAAAAACCCUAGUCUGCUAAUUCAAAAAAAGGGCAGCUGAAACGACGCCUAGGCUUACCGUUGUCAGAGCUUGAUUUUCGAGUCCUGUCACGUGGACAAGCAUGCAGUCAAUGAUGUGAACCGGGUGGGUCAGACCGCAUAAAAUCAGAGUUGAGAGGAGCGCGACACUUAGCGAAAUGAGAGAAGCGUGUAGAUAACCUUACGACGGGAAAUCUGCCUCUGGUGCGACCAGGGGCAAAGGGCAAGGAGAGCGGUUGGGAAACAAAGACCGCUCAACAUUAUCGAUCGAGAAAUUAUAGCCGCCAAAACCCAAAGCUUUUCCCGCCUAAAGGGAAAUUGUUGGGACCAUGGUUGAGCGGUAUUGGGCUUUAGAACCCAAGCAAAGCGAAUAGGCCCAGCCCAGGGGGAUUGGCGGCCGCAAGCAAUUAAGUAGGUUAGGCGAUCAUUCUAGGGACAAGACAGGUAUAGACCGCCUGACAUAAAGCACUGAUGGUGACAAGAGGGAGGGAUCCUCUAGGAUAUUUACCUCGAAGCAAGCAAGACUAAGCAUUAAUUAACCGCCGUAGGUGGCCUAUAACAGGAUUAGGGCACCUGACAGAGCAUUUAAUGCUCUAAACUUCACCUAACCGGAUAUAAAUACCUCCACACUAGCAUUGACGGUAACUCAACUACUUCCCUUCUCUUUAACAUAGUUAGUAAAUACUCCGUUUGAUACAAGUAUAUGUACCCGUAAGUAUUUUAUCCAUUUAAAACUUUCGUAUCCAUAUUAUUGUCAAGCCGUUUCAUUUUCCCCCGUUCAUUUGAUGGCUCCCGUACUAAACACGUAUAAAAUCCGUAUAACACAUUUAUUAUCCGUAUUUUAUGAAUUAAAUUAUUAACUUUACUAUUAUUUAUAUAUUUAUUUAUUUUUAAAAUGAUUAUUUUUAUAUAUUUAUGACUAUUAACGUACUAUUAAAUGUAACUUUAGCUU